CGGCUAAUGUGGCAAUGGCAUAAAUGUUAUUUUGGCACAACCGAGGGUUAGAGUUGUGUUACGUGGCUUCGGGUUUUGGAUAACGCGAUGGAAGGAAGAAAGGAAGGGAAAAACCAGAAGCGAAGCUCAAAACCCAGAAAUGGCGACUAUGUUCAAUAUUACUGCAAUCACAUCACCAUCUCUGCGAAAUUGGGGUUCCCUUUCUUCUUCUUCUUCAGCUCCCAUGCACACCCGUGUAGUUCACACGAAGCCACUUCAGUGUGCCCCUAUUCAGCAACAAAUGGUUGAUGGCACCAUAAUGUGUGAGCCUUGCAAUGGGAAAGGGUGGUUGUUAUGUGACUUCUGCAAAGGCCAAAAGACAAAUGUCAGAGCUGAAAACAAGCGCCUCUACCGUAGAUGUCCUACCUGCAGAGCUGUUGGAUAUAUCUUGUGCUCAAGGUGCAAGGUCUUUAAGUGUGUCACUUUUCCGAACUUCGAUGACAGCGAGGAAUGAAAUGAUUUGGGGACUUACUUUGGGAGCAUUCAAUUCCAACUACUUGUUGGAGAGUUAAAGGAUAGAAGGUUGAAUCUUUCUUUGACAUUUCUCAUGAUUGUGUCCGAAUAUGAUAUGAUUGAAAAUGCAAUUUUCAUUUCUUUUCAUUCCUGGUGUUAUCACUUGAAGACUUUAGUUUCUGUUUAUUUCUUUUCAUACUCAACUUUCCUUAUCACUAGCUGAGAUUCAUAGUAAUAAUACAAAAGAGUCUUCUUCUCUGUUCAAUUCUUU
Molecule: messenger RNA, 763 nt
Organism: Arachis ipaensis
Lineage: Eukaryota; Viridiplantae; Streptophyta; Magnoliopsida; Fabales; Fabaceae
Product: chaperone protein dnaJ-like protein
Source: RefSeq, a predicted model, not a curated record